Molecule: messenger RNA, 2128 nt
Organism: Neopelma chrysocephalum (saffron-crested tyrant-manakin)
Lineage: Eukaryota; Metazoa; Chordata; Aves; Passeriformes; Pipridae
Gene: CDC6
Product: cell division cycle 6
Exons: 12
Coding region: 19-1671 (550 amino acids)
Biological process (GO): cell division; DNA replication initiation; mitotic DNA replication checkpoint signaling
Cellular component (GO): nucleus
Molecular function (GO): ATP hydrolysis activity; DNA replication origin binding
Source: RefSeq, a predicted model, not a curated record
GACACGGGAGCCUCCGCCAUGAGCAGCCGCAGCCCGCAGAGCCAGCCCACCAUCGGCUUCCCCCGCACGAGGAGCGCCCGCCGCCUCGGGGCCGCCCCUCCGGCCAAGAGCGACCCCGGCCCCUCGCCGCGCCCCAAGGCCUCGGGCUCCCCCGGCCAGGCCACUCCGGGCACACGCUCGGCCCGGGCCACAGCGCAGCCCUUGAGCCCCAAAGUACAGCCCCUGAGUCCCCGCAAGCGCCUGGGUGACGAGAACCUCUGCAACGUCCCCCAGGCCCUGCCUUGCUCCCCGGCCAAGCGCAGCAAGGAGAACCGGGGCCGGCGGCUGCUCUUCGGGGACCCCCCGGCCUCCCCCGAGCAGCCCAAGAGCCCGGGACCGACCCCGAGGAGUGGGGGGCCAGAGACCCCCCGGAGCUCGAGGGUCAAUGGGCAGAACCCUCGGACCAGGCUCUUCCGGCAGGAAGGUACCUGCUACCAGCAGGCCAAGCAAGUUCUGCACGUGGCCGUGCCUGACCGGCUGCAGGGCCGGGAACGGGAGACCGGGAUCCUGCGGCAGUUCCUGCGGGAGCACGUCCGGGGCCGCCGGCCCGGCAGCCUCUACGUGUCUGGAGCCCCCGGGACUGGGAAAACAGCCUGUCUGAGCCGUGUUCUGCUCGACUGCAAGGAUGAGCUGGCCAGGAGCAAGACCGUGGUGCUGAACUGCAUGGCCCUGGGCAGCCCCCACGGUGUCUUCCCUGCCCUGGCACAGCACCUGGGGCUGCCCACAGCCACUGGCCGGGAGCAAAUCCGGAGCCUGGAAAAGCAUCUGACGGCCCAGGGGCCCAUGGUGCUCCUGGUGCUGGAUGAGCUGGACCAGCUGGAGAGCAAAGGCCAGGAUGUGCUCUACACCCUCUUCGAGUGGACCCGGCUGCCCAGCUCCAGGCUCGUCCUCGUGGGGUUGGCCAACGCCCUGGACCUGACAGAUCGAAGCCUGGCCAGGCUGGGAGCCCACCCGGCCGGCAGCCCCCGCCUGCUACACUUCCCACCCUACACCAAGGAGCAGCUCACCCGCAUCCUGCAGGAGCGGCUGGGGCAGGUGGCCGGUGACCCCGUCCUGGAUGCAGCUGCGCUUCAGUUCUGCGCCCGCAAGGUCUCCGCGGUCUCCGGCGACGCUCGCAAGGCCCUGGAUGUCUGCAGGCGCGCCGUGGAGGUGGUGGAGCUGGAGGUGCGAGGCCAGACCCUGCUCAAGCCGCUGCCCGGGGGUGACUCCCCGGUGUCCCCCGUCCCCAAGCGCGUGGGGCUCCUGCACAUCUCCCGGGUGCUCUCGGAGGUGUUUGGGGACCGGCUGGCGGGGGGGCCCCGGGGGGCCCAGGACACCUUCCCACUGCAGCAGAAGGUGCUGCUCUGCUCCCUGCUCCUCCUCUCCCGGCACCUGCGCGCCCGCGAGGUCACCCUGGGCAAGCUCCACGACACCUACAGCCAGGUGUGCCGGAGGCAGCAGCUCCCCGCCGUGGACCAGGCUGAGUGUCUGUCCCUCGUCACCCUCCUGGAGUCCCGCGGCAUCCUCGAGCUCAAGAGGGCCAAGGAGGCCCGGCUGGCCAAGGUCUCCCUGAAGCUGGAGGAGGCGGCGCUGGAGCACAGGCUGCAGGACACGGCGCUGGUGGGCAGCAUCCUGGCCCAGGGGCUGCAUUAGCCCCCUCCCCAUGGCCCCGGGGGGGGAUUUCAGUGCUGUGGCUGGGACAGAGAAAUGGCUCCCGAAGCCUUGGACACUUGUCAAGUUGUGCCUUGGGGCCCUCAGUCUGGGGUUCUUUUAUUAAUAUUUUUAAUAUAUUAAUAUUAUUAAUGGUAUAUUAUGAUAUCUGUGGGAGCCAAGGCAGGAGGCUGGAAGACCCUCUCCCAGUGCUUUUGCAGCCCCCCCAGCCCCUUUGCAGCUGGGAGUGGUGGGUGCUGGUGCUCCUGGCCCUGUUCCCACCCCUAUGUGUGAUCCUGGGGUCUGCUGUUGCUCCUGCCAUGACCCAGGGACGAAGUGUUUGCUCCUGAUUCCUUCUGAGCCUUCCGGGGCCCUCCAGAACCUUCUGGGCCCUUCUGGCUGCAGGAAGAACCAUCCCAGUGCCAGCCCUGCUCUGGGUCCCGGUGCUGGCAGGGGCAGA